GGUAAACAUGAGUCAGAAACCGGCUCCUUGGGGCUGUAACAUUAGAUGAUACACCUCUUGGGUCAUUACUGAGUAAACCAAUGCCUUCGUUUGGGCUGGGCCCUCUAAAAGGUGUUGCUGCUGCCUGUGUAGCUGAAAGAGCGCUCACAAGGAAAGAGACGGUUGGUUUGGGCUGUUGGGACCUUUGUCAACCAGGAAGGAAUUUGACGUUCAUUAGAAAUAAACUCUGAAAGAUUCUAGAAGCUCUAGAAAUCAAGUCAGCCUGUGAAGGACCAGCAUGGGAAUCCUGUACUCUGAGGAUCCAGAAAUACUAUACUAGCCUGGUGCUUUCAAGUUGUAGUGUGCACGUGGAUUGCCUGAAGAUCUUGUCAAGUAUAGACUGUGUUUUUGUGGGUGUGAGUAAGGCAGAUUAUGUAUUUGAGUUCCCUGAUGCUUUUACUGGUGGUCUAUGGACUCCAUACCCAUCUGCCAGGCAGCCUAUCAGAAUGACUUUGGUCAAGUGUGGCGGUGGGUGAAGGAGGACAACGGCUAUGUCAAUGUUCAAGAUGGCUUUAAUGGAGACACUCCCCUGAUCUGUGCUUGCAGACGUGGGCACACGAGAAUUGUUUCCUUCCUCUUAAAAAGAAAUGCUGAUGUGAACCUCAGAAAUCAGAAAGAGAGAACCUGCUUGCAUUAUGCAGUGAAGAAAAGGUUUACGUUUUUUGAUUACCUGCUCAUCAUCCUCCUGAUGCCUGUUCUGCUGAUUGGGUACUUCCUCAUGGUGUCAAAGACUAAGCAGAAUGAGGCUCUGGUACGGAUGCUACUUGAUGCUGGUGUUGACGUUAACGCUACUGACUGUUACGGCUACACUGCAUUGCAUUAUGCCUGUGAAAUGAAAAACCAGACUCUUAUCCCUCUGCUCCUGGGAGCCCAUGCAGACCCCACAAUAAAGAAUAAGCACAGUGAGAGCUCAUUGGACAUUGCACGGAGAUUAAAAUUUUCCCAGAUCGAAUUCAUGCUAAGGAAAACAUCAUGAUCCCUGUGAACUCAAGAAUGGGUCAUAGGCAGAGCUGAAGAACUGGAUUCUAACUCCACCUUGGACUGUUGGUCUCUGAGCUUCCCCACCUGGACACCGCAAUUUUAUAGGAAUGAUGAUGGUUGCCAUGGUUGUCUUUGAAGAGCUUUUUAUUUAUCAUGUGGUUUGCUCACUGGAGGUCACCACGGCCGUAGUAUUUCUAGAGGAGACAUGGAACUUGUCGGAAUCUCCAUGCAGUCAAAAAGCAGAUGUUUCAAAGUCGGUCACUUCUGAAGAAGAGGUUCAGAGUUACCUGAGAGACCCUGCCUUCUUCUGGCUUUAUCACAUUAUCAAGGACUGUCUGUCUCUGCCACACUUUAGCAGGCAAGCUGUCCUUCUCAGGGCCCUUGGAAUACUAAGAGGAAGAAUCAGUGUGUACA
Messenger RNA from Ochotona princeps (American pika), 1434 nucleotides. RefSeq names its product ankyrin repeat domain 22 (gene ANKRD22). Gene Ontology annotation, molecular function: protein binding. The record is from RefSeq and is a predicted model, not a curated record. The coding region runs from base 449 to 1015 and encodes 188 amino acids. NCBI's taxonomy places the organism in Eukaryota, Metazoa, Chordata, Mammalia, Lagomorpha, Ochotonidae. The transcript is spliced from 7 exons.